AUGAGCGCUCGUCGAGUUCGCUUCGUAGAAAAUAUUUAGACUCGCGUGCGUACGCGUUCGAAAGAGUCGUUUUCGAAACGUGUUUGGAAAAGUGUUUGGGAGUUUGGAGUUUACAAAAAACAUAAAUAUAUAUAUAUAAAAAAGGAAUAUAGACUAAACUUUGGUGACCCCAGUGAAGCAUGUCCAGUGCCCAAGUGUCGCAACAGCCGCCUCCACCGCCGCUGACCGCCAGUAAUAACGCCUCAAUGCCGUCGCAAUUGCUACUCAGCCACAUCCAGCACCACAGCAGCAGUCUGCACCACCAGCCACGCAGCCACCAGCGAUCCUCACCACCUGCCCAGGACUACGAUCAGGGCAGCAAUCACUCGACCCUGUCGCCCAGAUCCCAGAUAACCGCCAGCCCGCCGGCAGCGAGUCCCACCCACUCGGCGGCCACCACAGGAUCACCACUUAGCGCCUACGCCCCGACCUUGAGUCCCGGUGGUGUUCAGGAUCACAGUCAAACGGAUAGCAGUCAGGGCUCUCAGAUGCCUCUGCUAGUUGCUCCUCUGCCAGUGGGUGCCGGUCCACCGCCGCCACCACAUCCACGGCUAUAUGUUGAGGGCUUCCCGCCACCACAUCAUGUGCCCCAUCCGCAUCCCGCCCUGGGCGCCUAUCCCCUGCCACGACUUCCGUUGAUGAUGCCGGGCGGUGCACCUGUCCCUGGAUCUGCACCACCACCACCACCAUCUGGAGCAGCUGCACCACCGCCCGGCUCACCACAACCCGCUGGUCAUCACCUGAGCCACAGUGGAGCCGGCUUGGCCACAACCACUCUCCUGCCACCCGCCCAAAGUCAGCCCAAGAAGUCCUUCUGCAUCGACGCCCUGUUGGCCAAGAGUCAGCACCAGACGGGCGAGCCGCAGCCCAUAAUUGUGGACGAUCGCCUGGCCGCUCUGCACUAUGCCCGGGAUCAGGCGGAACUCAACCACGCCUUCGUGACCGCCUCCAAUGCGGCGGCGGCUGCCCAAGCGGCUGUCUCGGCCGCCGGCGGGAUCAGCGAACAGGAGGCACUGCAGCGCAUCCGGGACUCCAGGGAGUACGAUUCACCCAGUCCCGACGGCAUGUCGAGAUCUGAGUCGCCAAGUUCGUCGCAUCGCUCUAGUCCGCCCAUCAGUCCCGGCUGUGAGGAUCAGCAGCCCCAUGGUGGAAUGCAUCCCCAGCACCUGUCCAUGCGCAUGUCCGACUUCCAUGACGAGUUCAAGAAGCCCAUUCCGCCGCACAGUCCCAUCAGACCCCAGGAUUUCCCACUCUACGCGGGCGGUCAUCCAUAUCAACUGCUGGCGCAGGGUGGCUCCGCUUUCCACAGACCUCUGGAUCCAUCCGGCAAACCCAUUCCUAUACCUAUGGGUCAUAACUUCAUGCCCUCACAGCUGCAAUUCGAGUUUCUGGCCCGCGCUGGAAUGCUGCACCACCGCAUCCCGGAACUGGCCGCCUAUCCGCAUCAUGCGAUCCUGGGCAAGACCCGGAGACCUCGAACCGCCUUCACGUCCCAGCAACUCCUGGAGCUGGAGAAGCAGUUCAAGCAGAACAAGUAUCUAAGUCGACCCAAGCGAUUCGAGGUGGCCAGCGGACUGAUGUUGUCCGAAACGCAGGUGAAGAUCUGGUUCCAGAACCGGCGGAUGAAGUGGAAGCGCUCCAAGAAGGCCCAACAGGAGGCCAAGGAGAGGGCCAAGGCCAACCAACAGCAGCAGCAGCAGACCCCCAGUGCAGCCAGUUAGGAGGAGCAGGAUUAAGGAGGAGCAACUGGAGGAGUGGUCUCCAGUCUAGUCAUGCCGCGAUCAAACCGCCGUCCCACCAUCAAAUCGAGACACCCUGUUUCCUUAGCCCCAGUUUCAUUUGCGCAAUCGGUUGAAAUCUUUUUUGGGUCUUUUCCACCUGAUUUCGAUUUGUUAUUAUUUUUAUUUUGUGACCCAACAACUGGGCACUGUGUGAUAUAUGUAAACAAGAAAUAUAAAUUAAAUUCAUUAGCCCCCCACCCCGGCCCCUAUAUGUACAUAAAUAUAAAUCUAAAUAGGAACACGCAAAUAAAUAACAAAAUACACAUAAAUCUAAACUAAAUGAGUAAUGCUUAAGUAAAUAAAUUACAUUAAAUGCGAUUAGUUUAGUUGGUAAUUCGUAAUUUGCUUGUGUAAUUUGUGUAAAUAAUUGUAAUUAUGUAAUUGUAGCAUUUAAUAUUAACAAAAUCAACAAAAGCCAUUGAAAUGCAACUACAACAAUGUAUGUAAAAUAUCGCAUUGCGAUUGAAUUAGUUAAUUGUAUGGAUUUUAUUUUCGAAAUCAAAAGUGAAAAAAAUAAAUGAUGAAAAACAUUAA
This is a messenger RNA of Drosophila suzukii, 2354 nucleotides long. RefSeq names its product motor neuron and pancreas homeobox extra-extra (gene exex). Gene Ontology annotation, molecular function: sequence-specific double-stranded DNA binding; DNA-binding transcription factor activity, RNA polymerase II-specific. Gene Ontology annotation, cellular component: nucleus. Gene Ontology annotation, biological process: central nervous system development; neuron projection morphogenesis; spinal cord motor neuron cell fate specification. Lineage: Eukaryota; Metazoa; Arthropoda; Insecta; Diptera; Drosophilidae. The record is from RefSeq and is a predicted model, not a curated record.